Messenger RNA from Carassius gibelio (silver crucian carp), 3502 nucleotides. Its product is annotated as hydroxymethylglutaryl-CoA synthase, cytoplasmic. The transcript is spliced from 10 exons. Gene Ontology annotation, molecular function: hydroxymethylglutaryl-CoA synthase activity. The record is from RefSeq and is a predicted model, not a curated record. Bases 150 to 1730 code for a protein of 526 amino acids. Gene Ontology annotation, biological process: acetyl-CoA metabolic process. Lineage: Eukaryota; Metazoa; Chordata; Actinopteri; Cypriniformes; Cyprinidae.
GUGGACUUUUAAGUAUGUAGAAGGCGUUGCUCCGUGAGCGGAAGUGUUCCGUUCACAUUCACCGCUCGACUCCGCAGACAUCUGACCUUAUGAGAUCUCCGGACAGCGCUGCUCUCCGAUCCUAACAGUCCAGCUCUAGAAGUUAAUCUAUGAUUGUGAGUCCGUUCAGGAUGCCUGGAUCACUUCCUGCUGUUUGUGAGGCCACGUGGCCCAAGGAUGUGGGCAUCAUCGCCCUGGAGGUGUACUUCCCCUCUCAGUACGUGGAGCAGGCGGAGCUGGAGGAGUUCGAUGGGGUCUCAGCCGGUAAAUACACGGUGGGGCUGGGCCAGGCGCGCAUGGGCUUCUGCUCGGACCGCGAGGACAUCAGCUCUCUGUGUCUGACCGUGGUGCAGCGGCUGAUGGAGCGCAGCGGCCUGUCCUACGACAGCGUGGGCCGGCUGGAGGUGGGCACAGAGACCAUCAUCGACAAGUCCAAGUCCUCCAAGACUGUCCUGAUGCAGCUGUUCCAGGAGUCGGGCAACACUGACGUGGAGGGAGUGGACACCACCAACGCCUGCUACGGAGGAACCGCUGCGCUCUUCAACGCCGUCAACUGGGUGGAGUCCAGCUCCUGGGACGGCCGGUACGCUCUGGUGGUGGCGGGGGACAUUGCUGUGUACGCCUCGGGCAGUGCCAGGCCGACGGGGGGAGCUGGAGCCGUGGCCAUGCUGGUGGGACCACACGCCCCUCUGGCCUUCGAGAGAGGGCUUCGUGGGACACAUAUGCAGCAUGCGUAUGACUUCUAUAAGCCUGAUAUGGUGUCAGAGUAUCCCGUGGUGGACGGCAAGCUCUCCAUCCAGUGUUACCUCAGCGCUUUAGACCGCUGCUACUCCGUCUACAGGAACAAGAUCCACGGCCAGUGGCAGAGAGAGGGCCUUGACAAGCGUUGCAGUCUGGAAGACUUCGGCUUCAUGGUGUUUCACUCUCCUUACUGUAAACUGGUGCAGAAGUCUCUGGCUCGACUGAUGCUCAACGACUUCCUGUGUCACCCCAGUCCAGACACCGAGAGCGGGCCCUUCAGCGGACUGGACGCUUUCAGAGAUGUGAAGAUCGAGGACACUUAUUUCGACAGAGAUGUGGAGAAGGCCUUUCUGAAGGCCAGCUCAGAAGCGUUCGAGAACAAGACCAAGGCGUCUCUCCUGAUCUCGAACCAGAAUGGUAACAUGUACACGCCGUCCGUGUACGGCUGCUUGGCUUCGGUUCUCGCUCAACACACACCGCAGCAGCUGGCAGGACAGAGAAUCGGUGUGUUUUCAUACGGCUCCGGCUUUGCUGCUACGCUCUACUCCAUCAAAGUCACACCAGACGCUACACCUGGAUCUGCUCUGGAUAAGCUGGUCUCCAGUCUGUGUGACUUACAGGCCAGACUGGACUCCAGGAAGAAGGUUUCACCCCAUGUGUUUGCUCAGAACAUGAAGCUCAGAGAAGAAACCCAUCAUUUAGCAAACUACACCCCUCAAGGCCCGGUGGAGGACCUCUUCCCGGGAACAUGGUACCUGACUCGAGUGGAUGAAAAGCAUCGCAGACAGUACUCCAGACGCUCGAUGAGCGCUGAGCGACCGCUGGAGGCCGGACUCAUCACUUCCUGCAUGGAGCCUGAGCAUAUUCCCAGCCCGCUGAAGAAGAUGCCCCGCAUCCCAUGCACCACCGCUGGCCCCGAGGGGCUCGUCAUCAGUAACGGGGAUCAUUAAGUUUACCUCUGUGAGGUGCUCACUAUGGCAGAUCACAUGAUCUGGAAAAACAACACUGAUCGAUGAGUGAUCUAAAACUGAAAGCUUUCUGUUGUUCAGGACAGACUCCGUGUGGAAGAUCCCACCACUAUCUAUGCAGACUUCCCCAACUGUUUAACCCUCGCAAGUUCUACGUAUCCACCUUUUUUUAAGCAUUAAACUUAACCCUUUCAUGUUUAAAGACAGAAAAGAACAUCCAAAGGUGAAUGUCUUGAAGAAGAGCGUCCCUCGUUGUUUGUAAUUGGUCUAAAUGCUGUAUCUCUCUCUUCUCGUCAGCUCUCCUGAUUUGAUCAGUUGUUCUCUUAUGAAACUCCUCUCUAGUCAGUCUUCUCACCCUGGUCAUGUCAGGGAAAUGUGCCUGGAUCACACAUUAAUGAGCCAUUCACUUUAACUAUACAGACGCUGCUAAACGGACUUCAGUUAGCAUUUAUGUCCUUCGAAAUGAGGAUCGUUUAUUUUAAAAUUCCUUCUAGCCAAAGUAGAUGUGUUCAUUUAUAUGCACUCAGAUGAGAAAAAAGUCAAGAUUAUUGCAUUGACAAAAAAAGUGACAAUAACUUGAUAAAGCAAGCAUCUGAUUAAGUCUAUUCACCCAACUUUUCAUCAUUUACUUGCCCUCGUUUUGCUCCAUAUUCAUACACUCAGAAAAAAGGCACUUAAUCUGUCCAUGGGGCAGUAUCAUUUCAGAAGAUACACCUUGGUACCUAAAGGGUCCAAAUUGGUACCAUAAAGGUACAAAAAAGUGCAUAUUAAUACCUAAAAGGUACAAACGUGAUUGCUCAGUGAUAGCUUUUGUACCUUUUUUUCUGAGAUGUUUUUUUUUUUUUUUUUUUGUAACAUAAAGAACAUAUUAUGAAGAAAGUUGGCAACUAAACAGUUCUGGAUCCCAUCGACUUUUAUUGAAUGGAAAAAGAAAAUACAGUGAUAAAAUAAAAUAACUGUUUGGUUACCGCGUCCUUCAUAAUAUCUUUCAUGACGCACAGAAUAAAAGUGAGUAAAUGAUGAGAAAAAUGUAUUUUUUGUUGAACUACCCCUUUAACUCACUCUAUGUCAUCAGUAUGUAGAUCACAACUAACCCUAAUAUUUCUUGAUCUGUUGAAAACUUGAUUUCAUAUUAAUGUGAGCUCGUAUGAUCAAAUAUUUGACCUUUGAUUGUUCCAAAUGACAGAGCACUUCUCAGCAAUCAUAACUUAUUCAGAGAUUUAUCGAUUUCAGAGUUUAAUAUGAAUAAUACUGCGGUAUUGUAAAAGUUAGCACCUUAACACCUUGAUGUUAAAGGGUUUGUGGCAGAUUUACUAGACUAAAAGAGGUAUUUUUAGAAAGAGUGAACACUGAUAGCAAGAUGUAACUUAUUUAACCCUUUCCAAACAUCCUUCAGUCUGUGAGUUCGUGUUGACAUCUGAAUAUCAAGAGCACGUCUGCACCACAUGCAUAUCCAUCCUUUGAGAAGCCUUAUUCUGAACAUGUACAGAAACAUCUGAAAACUGUGUAGAGAUAUUUCUCUUUCAUUCUGCUGCCAGGACAUGUUGACUGUAAAGAGCCAAUGUUUACAAGACGUUUUCCUCAUGUCUCUUCUUACCAAUAAUUGGUAAGUAAUGUACAGCACUAACUUAUAUUUGUAGAUGGACAAAAACUGGUAUCUGAUCAUGUGUAACGUGUACAAAACAAGCUGUUAGACGAUGUGUGUGUGGGAUCUGAUCAUGUAUCAACUGAGGAUUAAAUGUUCAUUUGCUGAA